Messenger RNA from Aspergillus ochraceoroseus IBT 24754, 2027 nucleotides. Its product is annotated as sugar porter family MFS transporter. Bases 176 to 1870 code for a protein of 564 amino acids. The transcript is spliced from 14 exons. The record is from RefSeq and is a predicted model, not a curated record. Lineage: Eukaryota; Fungi; Ascomycota; Eurotiomycetes; Eurotiales; Aspergillaceae. Gene Ontology annotation, cellular component: membrane. Gene Ontology annotation, biological process: carbohydrate transport; transmembrane transport. Gene Ontology annotation, molecular function: carbohydrate:proton symporter activity.
CCUCUUCGUACGAAAACUGUCGCACAUCCUCCGUAGACGCCUUUUCCCCUCCAUGACGCCCCAGGAGCUAGACUGUCUUUCUUCGGCUUUCCUCUCCCUUCACUGACUCUUUCCCAUUGUCACCCGUGACGCUUUGAAUUGUUUUCAUUUGUGAUUGUCUCGUUGGACGCACAACAUGGGUGGUGGUGGUGAUACUUCGGCAGCCAUGGAUGCUGCCGCGCAGAUUCGUAAAGCCAGCCUGAGGGCUUCCUCUGGUUUCAGGGGCUUGGUCCAGAACCGAAAGGUUUUUGGAGUCGCCAUGUUCGCCUGUCUUGGAGGUCUAUUAUAUGGUUAUAAUCAGGGCGUCUUUUCUGGUGUUUUGGUCAUGAACUCCUUCGAGAGACAUAUGGGCGAUGCCGUUACCAACCAAACAAAGAAAGGAUGGUUGACCUCCAUUCUUGAACUCGGAGCUUGGUUCGGCGCUCUGUACUCUGGCCCUCUUUGCGAAAGGUUCUCCCGAAAGUACACGAUUCUCGCGAACGUGUGCAUCUUCUGUCUUGGCGUCGUUAUUCAGACUACGGCUGUUGCAAAGAAUGGAGGUCCUUCGAAUAUCUUGGGAGGACGCUUUGUUACUGGUAUGGGUGUUGGAAGUCUUUCGACGAGUGUCCCUAUGUAUAAUGCAGAGAUUGCACCGCCGGAGGUUAGAGGUUCCUUGGUUGCGAUGCAACAGCUUGCAAUCACGUUUGGUAUCAUGGUCUCUUUCUGGAUCAAUUACGGAACAAACCAUAUCGGAGGCACUGGAGAUACCCAGAAAAACGCGGCGUGGCUCCUACCACUAGCUCUACAGCUUGUCCCAGCAGUUAUCCUCGGAAUCGGCAUGAUCUUCAUGCCUUUCUCUCCUCGUUGGCUAGUCCACCAUGAUCGAGAGGAAGAAGCCCUAAAUGUCCUCACCAACCUUCGUGGACUGCCCGUAGAUGACCCUAUCCUACAGCUGGAGUUCCUCGAAGUCAAGGCGCAGAGUCUGUUUGAAAAGCGCACGGAGAAGGAGAAAUUCCCCCACCUGGAGAGAACCAACAUCUGGAGCUAUAUCAAGCUAGAAGCUGCGGGAUACAAGAGUCUCUUCACCAGCUGGCCCAUGUUUAGACGAGUUAUGGUUGCUACAGUCACUAUGACAUUCCAGCAAUGGACCGGAGUAAAUGCUGUCCUGUACUACGCACCUUCAAUCUUUGCGCAGCUCGGUAUGAGCGACAACACCACCUCUCUCUUAGCCACUGGCGUCGUCGGUAUCGCCAUGUUCAUUGCAACCAUCCCCGCCGUGAUUUGGAUUGACAAUCUCGGCCGCAAACCGGUUUUGGUCGUUGGCGCCAUCGGCAUGGCAUCCUGCCACUUCAUUAUCGCGGGGAUCUUCGGCCAGAACGAAAACCAAUGGGAUACGCAUCGGGCAGCUGGCUGGGGAGCCGUGGCUAUGGUUUGGCUCUUUGUUGUUCAUUUCGGAUACUCAUGGGGUCCAUGUGCCUGGAUUAUCAUCGCUGAGAUUUGGCCGUUGAGUGUUCGUGCAAAGGGCACUUCUCUCGGUGCUUCUGCUAACUGGAUGAACAAUUUCAUCGUCGGCCAAGUCACCCCCGACAUGCUCUCCGGAAUCAAAUACGGCACGUACAUUUUCUUCGGCCUAAUCACGACCCUAGGCGCCCUGUUUAUAGCCUUCCUAGUCCCAGAAACCAAGCAGCUCUCGCUCGAGGAGAUGGACACGAUUUUCGGGUCUGAGGGAACCGCAGUGGCUGAUUAUGAGCGGCAAGUGGCGAUUUCGCGCGAGAUUGGGCUUGAUGAUGCUUUGGUGCGUUUGGGCGGGGGGUCAUCUGUGGAGGAGGUGGAGGAGGUGAAGACGGGUUGAAUUUCGGUUGGUUUAGGGAAUUCUUAGGAUUGGUUGUCUGUAUUGGUUAGAGGGUUGGUUGGUUGGUUGUUGGUGGUGGUAGAUGUCGUAUACUUAAUAGCGUGAUGAUUCUGCUAUGAGUUAUGUUUUUUUUUGGUGGAAAUUCUUUUCUUUGCUC